AUGCCUGCGAAUUGGGAAAUCAUAGAAGGGAAAUGCUACAUGGUGUGGUCUUUGGUGACUAAGGAAAGGCUAAAAGAGGUUAUCUACCAUGAAGCCUUUGAUCAUCAUGUUACAUAUUCCAUUCAUUACUCUGCAACAAGAAAAGGUUUUAGAAACCAAAUAAACAACUUAUGGUGGAAAAAAAGAAAAGAAGAUGCCCCUGAGAAUCAAGGAUUUUAG
Molecule: messenger RNA, 219 nt
Organism: Lactuca virosa
Lineage: Eukaryota; Viridiplantae; Streptophyta; Magnoliopsida; Asterales; Asteraceae
Source: the annotation of a GenBank genome assembly